CAAAGUGAGGGGAGCCAGUCGAGAGCCAGAGACGGGAAGGCUCAUCAGCAGUUGCAGUGAACAAGUCUACACACACGAGUUCCGACCACAAGGGAGGUUAAACGAAGACUAUCGACAGUGUAACAUUCAAUUCAACAAACUAUUUUCUUGGUGAACUUUGUUGUGACUUCUCCAGGAUGUCUUUAGCGAGCACUCUACUGGGUGAUCUGAAGGGGGGUUUCAGGCUGCCCAUCACCCGCCGAGGAGCCUUCUUGCAGGAUGACUUCUUCAGUGGUUUCCAAAAGGAUUACAGCCGCGCAGUGGGUGACGUGCUCGACAGAUGGGGUUCCCGCUCCUCUAAGGCUGACCGCUUUGCCUCCUACAGGAAACUGAGGGAGAGGGACGCCUCUGAAGACAGCCAGGCCGCGACGAUCUCCGAGACCACCGACAACUAUGUGAUCGUUUUAGACAUGAACGAGUACUCCAGCGGUGAGAUCACAGUGCAGACGGUGGGGUUCUCUGCCCUGGUGGAGGGGAAGGUGGCAAAUCGCACUUACAAACGAAGCUUCCCGCUCCCCAAGAACACCAUCAUUGACCGCGUGGUAGCAGACCUCUCCGACGAGAACAUUCUCACCAUCACCGCCAAGAGGAAGGGGAAGGGCGUGGCCAUCAACGUGGACUCGACAGACGACGCUGCCAGGUCCGCUACCAGCUCGCAGCAGCAAUCAAGUGCUGAUGUCACGUCUAUUGAGUCGCAAAUUAUUCCUACUGAGGCAGAGAAGACUCAGACGUCGUCAUCAGCCACCACAGAGGAGAGAGUCAUCCCCACUGUCAGGGAUGGAGGUAACACCAACACCUCGCGCACUGUCAAGACCGAGGCAAUGGCAUCAUCUGGAACGCGUAAAGGCUCAAGCUCCAGAAUAAUUCCUCUCAAUAUCGAGGGCGAAACGAUCGCCUCCCAGACAGUGGAUGAAGCAGAUUCAGCGGCAACCCAGACAAGCGCAACCUCAAGCACAGCCGAGAAAAUAAUUCCCACUGUGAGGGAGGGCGGCGCAACACAAGCUGCCUCUACCUCGACAACUUACUCUUCAUCUACACAGAAUCGAGUUCUGCCCAUCAACAGACGCGGCAGGUUCUUCCAAGACUCUACCUUCGAAAAUGUCUGGGAUGACUUUGAGUCUGCCAUAGACGAACUCAUGUCCCGGCGAGGGUCUCGCUCGGGGCAGGAGGAGGACAAGUUUCAGUCCUAUAGGAACCUCCGUCAGUGUGUCCAACAGGAUGAUAACCAGGCCGCCACUGUCUCUACAGGCAAUGGAGAAUAUAAGGUCGUUGUGGACGUGAAGGACUUUGUGGACGGUCACCUGGACGUGAAGGCGGAGAAAGGGGCCAUCGUGGUCGUGGGCAAGAAGGGUACGUGUUCCUUUGAGCGGAGAUUCUCAAUCCCUGGACUCUCACAGCCUGACUUGGUCGCUGCGGCUCUCUCUGCUGACGGCGUCCUCACUAUCACGGCUCCUAAAUAACUUAAACGUCAAACAAUACCCGUACUGUAGACAAAAACUGUCUUCAACACGUCCAACUAUUACGCUCCCUUCGCCCUGUGGAAGGUUCUAUAAAUAUUUCUAUUUGGUUCAUAUAAAACAAAAACAAAGGGCAAGUCAGCUGGAACCGAGAGCUCGAGGAUUUACCUUCACUCGUUUCACUAUAUUCUUAUGAAAGAUGAAGAAUUAUCAACCAGUAAUUUUUACUUAAGGUAGACUAUAGCAGUUAGGUCUUCGCUUUUGUUCCUGUUUUAGCUUACAAAUACCAUAUAAAUACAACCUCUGGGGCAAGUGUAAACGCCUCCACGAAUUGAAAACACCGACUCGACCCUCUGACAUAUACAGUGGUAACUCCCUUGUAUUACCAGGGUCGUAUCCAGAGCAUGAUAGGGAGGACAGUGUUGGACAAAAUCAUCAAUAUAUUGUACCAAUUCAUAAUGCUGAGACUAAUGUACUGUUUUAAUCACAAUCAUUCAUAUGCCCCAACCUGGUCACAAGGUUCACAGUUGAGAAAUCACAUAUAUUAUCAAACUGUAUAAUGUAUUUUCUUUUUCUAGCACAAAGAAGGGAGGAAGGUUAUAGACACUCAUUAACUCCCCCCUCGGAUAUAGCCCAAAAAUUACAGUACAACCAUACCUAAGGACUGUACUUGGAAAUUCUUGGUUGCUUACAUGAGGAAACCCCAAAAUUAAAGUGAUGAUUUUAAGUCUUCUGAAUAAAACCUGGGGUCCAUAUUGUCGCUUAUCACGCGGUAACUUGUGGGGUGGAUAGACGGUGUGAACAAGAUAGUUUAGUGGUAAUAGGAUAAUUUAUGUUUUGCUUUUGUAGUAUUUAGCUUUAUCUAUAUAUCAUGCAUAUCAUAUCUGUGUUUAUCUGUGAACUGUAUAUAAAGGGUUAAAUGUAUUUUGCCAGUGAUGAUAUUUAUAUGAAGUAAGGUGUAAGAGAUGAGACUUUUUGUUACGGAGAAUAAAAAUAGAUUUGUACAACA
This is a messenger RNA of Homarus americanus (American lobster), 2505 nucleotides long. RefSeq lists its product as uncharacterized. NCBI's taxonomy places the organism in Eukaryota, Metazoa, Arthropoda, Malacostraca, Decapoda, Nephropidae. Gene Ontology annotation, molecular function: protein folding chaperone. Gene Ontology annotation, biological process: response to heat; protein refolding. Bases 177 to 1499 code for a protein of 440 amino acids. The record is from RefSeq and is a predicted model, not a curated record. The transcript is spliced from 4 exons.